AUGGAUAAACUGACAAGUGUUGUGAGUAUUGCGUCCAACAGCCGGGCGGCCUCGGCGGUGACGGGGGGUGAGGGUGUCUUUGAGGCAAGUGACUCCGAGUCGUUGUGCCCGUCUCUCACAUGGAAGCAGCGGUUGAUUGGCUGUGGAUUAUGUGUCUCUCUCGGCAUGCUCUUUUCGAUCCUCAGUUUUAUUGCAAUUCUUCAAAUGGAUUUGGUUUUCUUUAGCGUUCUUUUCUCUCUCGGUAACAUUGUCUCAAUUAUUGGCCUGUUGUUUCUUGCUGGCCCCACGGCACAAUUGCAGCGCAUGUUUGCCGAAAAAAGAUGGAUAGCAACAACGGUGUACCUUGUGUCCGUUACUCUCACACUUUUAUGCGCAAUCCUGCUACACAACGCCCUGCUGGUGCUGCUGCUGUGUCUGGUACAGUGUGGAGCACUGAUAUGGUACGUAUUGUCGUACAUUCCCUUUGCAAGGAAUGCGGUGAAGGCAUGUUUUGGAAGCGUCAUGCAUCUCUAG
Molecule: messenger RNA, 513 nt
Organism: Trypanosoma cruzi
Lineage: Eukaryota; Euglenozoa; Kinetoplastea; Trypanosomatida; Trypanosomatidae
Exons: 1
Coding region: 1-513 (170 amino acids)
Biological process (GO): vesicle-mediated transport
Cellular component (GO): membrane
Source: RefSeq, a predicted model, not a curated record